CAGGAAAGAGAGCCAAACUGCUCAUUCUUUCUGGAAGCCGGGAUCUUGUUCUCUCGCCAUUUUGCCGCCUUGUUGUGAGAAGAUUGGAUUAUUUGUCGCUGCUCUUGUUAUCCGACUUAUAUAUUUGAAUCAUCAUGACUGAAGAUUAUUUUUGGGGUCUCACUCUGAGCAAGGAACACCCAACAGAAAUUUGGGAUCCAGACAUGAAGUCUCCAGGUGGUGGGGAUGCUAAUGAUUCUCAUGCCCUAAGGGGAGAGCACACUCUUGUUGUUAAACAGGCAGUACUAGGACCUAAAACAGCAGACGGUGAAGUGAAUGUGGUUCAAGCUGAAGCCAUGGGAUACAAGUCAGAUAUCAAAUUCCCAAUUGCAGUACUCAAAGGAGGAGCACAAAGCCAGGCAGUAUUGGACUUGCUGUUCCCUGACCCCCCAGUCACAUUCAAGUUGAUACAGGGCAAUGGUCCUAUCCACCUUCUUGGCAAUCAUUCUGUAGGGUCGGGAGAAAUGGUUGGGGAGGAUGAUGAAGAUGAUGAGUUGGAGGAUGAACUGGAAGAAGAGGACAUGGAUGAUUUGGAUGAUAUUCCAGACAGAAAUAGUAUCGAAGAUAAGAAAAGAAAAUUACCACAACAGGCGUCAAAUUCAAAACCAAAGGCCAAAAAAAUAAAAGCUGAAGAUGAGAAAUAGUUUUAGAGCCCAAUUCAACUCACUUCAAACCACAAACAACAUUGUACUGAAGAUCGCAUCAAUUCAUCCACGAAUAUCUUUAGUUUUUUCAACCACCAUCAAGUGUUUGUGGAUUUUGUGAAAAUCUUCACUGUGUUGUGUUGGACCAUUACAAUCUCAUUAUGAGCCAGUACCUUAAUUGACGAUUUUAAUAACAUGUUAAGAAAGUAAACCAAGUUUACUAACAGUGAACUAAAUAAACAUUCCCAAAAGGAUUUUUUAAUUCAAUGAGUAUUUUUUAUUAAUAAAUUGAAAAUAUUUGUGUUUCGUCUUUUUCAAGUGUUAAAGUUCGUGCUUAAAGAAAAUUAACUGUUGCUUUUUUUGGACACAAUGAUUUCAUUACGAAACUAUAUGUUCCUUUAGUGUAAUUAACUUAGUUGUUGUUAAAAUCAUGCCAGCAUCUCUGGCAAAAGUGGUCCAGAGGGCAUCUGUAAAUUGUAUUUUUCAUAUCAUACUUUCAUUUUAAGCCAAUAACAAGUAUUUGUAGUAA
Homalodisca vitripennis (glassy-winged sharpshooter) is the source of this 1212-nucleotide messenger RNA. RefSeq names its product nucleoplasmin-like protein. Gene Ontology annotation, cellular component: nucleoplasm; cytoplasm; nucleolus. The record is from RefSeq and is a predicted model, not a curated record. The transcript has 6 exons. Lineage: Eukaryota; Metazoa; Arthropoda; Insecta; Hemiptera; Cicadellidae. Gene Ontology annotation, biological process: chromatin remodeling. Bases 135 to 683 code for a protein of 182 amino acids. Gene Ontology annotation, molecular function: RNA binding; histone binding; chromatin binding.